Molecule: messenger RNA, 1371 nt
Organism: Torulaspora delbrueckii
Lineage: Eukaryota; Fungi; Ascomycota; Saccharomycetes; Saccharomycetales; Saccharomycetaceae
Gene: MAS1
Product: mitochondrial processing peptidase
Exons: 1
Coding region: 1-1371 (456 amino acids)
Cellular component (GO): mitochondrion
Molecular function (GO): metal ion binding; metalloendopeptidase activity
Source: RefSeq, a predicted model, not a curated record
AUGUUGAGGAAAGCUUCUAGACGGUUAUUGAGUACAGCUGCGAAGAGCGUGCCUUUAACAAGGACUUCGGUGUUGAAUAAUGGGCUAACUGUGGCUACAGAACGAAUUCCAGAGAUGAGUACUGCAACCGUUGGAAUCUUUGUGGAUGCAGGUUCAAGAGCAGAAAACGAAAAGAAUAAUGGUACAGCACAUUUUCUGGAACACUUGGCUUUUAAAGGAACGAAGGACCGCACGCAGAGUGGUAUUGAAUUGGAGAUUGAAAAUAUAGGAUCACAUUUGAAUGCUUAUACUUCGAGAGAAAAUACUGUAUACUAUGCCAAGAGUUUGAGGGAUGAUAUCCCUAGGGCUGUGGAUAUCUUGAGUGAUAUUUUGACCAGAUCUGUGUUGGAUCCAAGGGCUAUUGAGCGUGAGAGAGAUGUUAUUAUUAGGGAGAGUGAAGAAGUGGAUAAGAUGUAUGAUGAAGUUGUUUUUGAUCAUUUGCAUGAGAUUGCUUAUAAGGAUCAGUCGCUAGGGAGAACGAUUCUGGGGCCCGUCAAAAAUAUUAAGUCCAUUACGAGAAAGGAUCUCAAAGAUUAUAUUACAAAAAAUUAUAAAGGUGACAGAAUGGUUCUGGCCGGUGCAGGAGCAGUGGACCAUGAUGAUCUGGUGAAACAAGCAGAAAGAUUUUUUGGACACAUUCCAAAAUCUGAGUUCCCCGUACCUUUGGGUUCACCUAGGGGCCCUCUACCCGUUUUCACACGCGGUGAAAGGCUCUUGCAGGAAGACUCCUUGCCCACUACUCACAUUGCCAUUGCUCUGGAAGGUGUAUCAUGGUCUGCAUCCGAUUAUUUCGUAGCUUUGGCUGCUCAGGCGAUCGUUGGUAACUGGGACAGGGCUCUUGGGGCAGGUACAAACUCCCCUUCACCCUUGGCUGUAGAAGCUUCGAACAACGGUACGUUGGCCAACUCGUACAUGUCCUUUUCCACUUCCUACGCAGACUCGGGAUUAUGGGGUAUGUAUAUAGUCACUGACUCUGCCGAACACGAUGCCAAGAAGAUGAUCGAUGCGGUUAUAAAAGAAUGGCGCCGAAUCAUGUCUGGUAAUAUAUCCGAUGCUGAAGUUGGGAGGGCUAAAGCUCAAUUGAAAGCAGCGUUGCUUCUUUCAUUGGAUGGCUCUACCGCGAUUAUCGAAGAUAUGGGUAGACAGAUAGUCACCACAGGUAAGCGUUUAUCACCAGAAGAAGUCUUUGAAAAAGUUGACAAGAUUACAAAGGAAGAUAUCAUUAUUUGGGCAAACUAUAGACUAAAGGGUAAGCCACUCGCCAUAGCGGCUUUGGGUAAUAUGAAGACAGUCCCAGGUGUGGGUUACAUCGAAAAAGGUUUACAGGCAUGA